This is a messenger RNA of Cladophialophora psammophila CBS 110553, 831 nucleotides long. RefSeq lists its product as uncharacterized. Gene Ontology annotation, cellular component: mitochondrial inner membrane. Gene Ontology annotation, molecular function: membrane insertase activity. NCBI's taxonomy places the organism in Eukaryota, Fungi, Ascomycota, Eurotiomycetes, Chaetothyriales, Herpotrichiellaceae. The coding region runs from base 1 to 831 and encodes 276 amino acids. The transcript is spliced from 2 exons. Gene Ontology annotation, biological process: protein insertion into mitochondrial inner membrane from matrix; mitochondrial respiratory chain complex IV assembly. The record is from RefSeq and is a predicted model, not a curated record.
AUGCCUACAGCUGUCUGGGACCGUCUUUCAAGAGAUACAUACAUUGACUGGCCUACCGUGCUAUUAACGCAUCGAAGUCGGAAACGAAGAGAAACCGCAAUGCAGCUUGCAUCUGCUUGGCGGAUAGCCUACCAAGACACGGCGAGGAUAAAGUUCCCCUCAGGGAGGGAAGCGGAUGCCAAAAAAGCUGAGAGCUGGGUCGCGAGCCAGCUCAAAGCUCGGAGGAAAGCCAUUCAAAAGCAUAACUCAUACCUACCAAUUUGGGUGGAGCCUGUGCUUGCACUAUCCUUCAUCCCGGUUUGGGUAUUCAGUAUGGAUUGCAUACGGCGUAUGGCUGGCGACAAGCGGACGGUGACUUCGCUCUUCUUCAGGGCCGAUGGCAGCACCAUCGAUCCCAAUAUUGUGCCCAUGGAACCAGGCUUCCAGACCGAAACCCUGUGGUGGAUACCCAAUCUGGCCUCGCCCGACCACCUCUGGAUUCUCCCCAUUACAUAUGGGGUCUUGGCAACCUUCAGUGUAUGGACAAGGGUGAGGGAAGCUGCCAAACGAGAGACAGACACGAGCUCCUUGAACGGCGAUGCCGAAAGAUUGAAGGUUUUUUCUGCAAAUUUGUCCAAGACUUUAUCGUAUAUCCUGACGGCGAUGCCUACCGUCUUUACUUAUCUGAUCAUCCGGAGCGACUUGUCUACAGCUGUGGUUCUGUACCUUAUCGGGACAACAACAACACAGCUUGUUCAACGGCCUUUACUGGCCCGUGUUCUUGGAACCGCGAAGCGCUUUCCACUUUUGAAAGCAAAACAAGCCAAACCAAAAGGACAAGUGGAGAAGUGA